This is a messenger RNA of Poecilia latipinna (sailfin molly), 2402 nucleotides long. RefSeq names its product sigma non-opioid intracellular receptor 1 (gene sigmar1). Gene Ontology annotation, cellular component: endoplasmic reticulum. Bases 109 to 777 code for a protein of 222 amino acids. The transcript is spliced from 5 exons. NCBI's taxonomy places the organism in Eukaryota, Metazoa, Chordata, Actinopteri, Cyprinodontiformes, Poeciliidae. The record is from RefSeq and is a predicted model, not a curated record.
AUCUCUCGCGCUCACGUGAUAAGGAAGAAGCAACCAGUUAGCAACCUGUCUGCACGCAUGUAAUCUAACCUGCUGCAUUCAUUUAGCCUGUGAGUUUUGUUUGUGACCAUGUCUUUUGCUAGAAAAUUUUCUAAACUGUUAGUGUUCUGUGCAGUCAUUGUCGCGGUUGUGCUGCUACUGCGGUACUGGAUGGCCUCAAAGACGUACGUUUUUAGUAAUGAAGAGGUCGCUAUGUUGGUCAAACAGUAUGCAGGGCAGGACCAUGAGCAAGCUUUCUCCAAAGUGGUGGUGGAACUCAGAAAGAGGUAUCCGGGUCACAUCCUACCAGAUGAGGACUUGCAGUGGGUGUUUGUGAAUGCUGGAGGCUGGAUGGGCUCCAUGUGUCUCCUCCAUGCCUCCUUAACAGAGUACCUGCUGCUGUUUGGUACUGCAGUGGACACUGGAGGACACUCAGGUCGAUACUGGGCGGAGAUCUCCGACACCAUCAUCUCAGGUACUUUCAGGCAGUGGAAGGAGGGGACCACCAAGAGUGAAGUGUAUUAUCCAGGUGACACUAUUGUUCAUGAAGUGGGCGAAGCCACGUCGGUCCAGUGGAGCGCUGGGACGUGGAUGGUGGAGUACGGCCGAGGCUUCAUCCCCUCCACGCUUGGCUUUGCCCUAUCAGACACCCUGUUCAGCACCCAGGACUUUGUCACCAUGUACUACACCGUCCGCGUCUACCUAAAGGCUCUGAUGCUGGAGGCCGGCACGCUACUUACAGAGGCCGGGAUCUUCUAAGCAACCGAAGAUGAUCGCACACUUCCAGAUUGACUUGGGACAUCAAAGCGCUGUCCGCAGUUUAAAUCUGGGAUGAGGAGCGGGAGUUUUUUUAUGCAGAAAGUUCUCGGGAGCAAAACUGUAACAAGUAAUUUAUGACAAUCCAGUUUACAGUUAUUCUCUUUAAAAUCCCUGUUGAAUACAUGAAUGAAUUUCACAAACGCAGUUGCACUACAUCAGAUCUUGGAAAUCUGCAAAACAGUUGGCACCCCACGCUGUUAAAUAAUUCCCUGCGACAGGUCAGACUGCUCAAGUGUAGCAGUUAUCUGGAUGUCUGGUUUAUUGAUUUUACAGUUUCUUAUGCCAAAUUUUAGAUUUGAUUAUUUAUCAUUCAUUGUCCAAAAACAUCUCAAAAUCCAUAAAUACAAAAUUUACCAAUAUUUAGAUGUGAUAUGAUAACCUUGAGAAACAGUAUUGUGAUUAUUUUCACAGAACGGUAUUGACACAACGGAACAAAAAAGCAACAAAUAAUUAUAUUGCUUCUGAGAUACCAGUAGUAAUCUUGUCAUCUACAGUACAUUUUCUCACACAAUACUUUUGUAAUUCAAAAACCAGUUGGGCAAAAUGUUGUCACACUGAUCUUCCUGGAAUUGUCAAGCUUAUCCAGCUGAUAUUUGCUAGGGUAACCAGCUUUAGUUUCUGCAUUAUAUCUCAAAAUUCUUCAACUUGUCUUUUUUUUGAAAGUGCAGGGAAAAGCAGAUAUUAUUUCAGCCAUCUGAUCAUCUGUGUGCAGUAACAGGUGGGAGAUGUGGAGGACUGCUUUACCUCAUGUGCCAAAAGAUGAGGGGGGAAAAAAAUCCUGAUCGCUCUGGAAGUUUUAAAUUAAAGGACCAUUAAACUGCAGGAAUGGUAACAUAUCAAUAUUAGCUGAUUUUAAAUCAUCUAUCUUUAGAAACUUCAAUGUACCGUGAUACCAGUGACCAGCCCACAUAAACGUAUACAUUUCUUGUUUCUAUGCACAUUGAUGCUCUGUAAGGAGGAUCAUAGCAACAAUAACCCCCAGAAACCAGCACCAGGGAUGGAAAAAGCAUGUUUUCUCUUACUGCAAGCAUGUUUUUUUUGUUGUUUUUUUUAUCAGACUUGAUUCGUUCAUUUGUAUCCGGCCUUCUUGAAAAUAUUUAAAAGCUGAUGGGAUAUGCUAAUGAAAUCUGUGCGUUGGUGUUUGCCAGCCAUGAGAACAGCUUUGUUUUAACUAUUUUUGUUCAGACUUUUUGCAAAAUAACAAUGCAAUUUCCUUUCACACUACAUUUCUUUAUUUACAAUGAUUAAAAUGUUUAUUUUUGUCUUCAACAGCAAAGUUCAGUUUUCUAUUUCCCUCACACUCUUGAAGUCUGUCAAAUAGUUCAUCUGACAAUUUUUAGUUAUAGAAACUAUUUGAAAUACAUGCAGGUCAUAUCUGUCCCAGCAAACUUUGCACUGUAAUCCUGUGCUAUUACUGUUUGAUUUUUCUACUGAAUGUUUAAAAAAAAUGUGUAAAACUUUUAGAAGUGUAACCUACUGAAGACAAUAAUAUAAAAUUACAAGGCUCAAGUGUUAUUUUGCAUCACGUCUUUAAAAAAAUAAACUUGUGUUGUCUUAAUGUUGAA